GCUUGAUGAAUGGUUUCUGUAAACUGCUUCAAUGGCAGAUUAAGUAGUAUUGAAAACUUGUUAGAUAACUAAAUAUGACCACAUUCGUCUUGCAGGGCUCAGCAUAACUACCCUUGAACUCUGCAGCUAGUUGCCUUUUCUGUCCAUCAGCCUUCCCCUGCAGCUCUCCUAUUUGUGAUAUUCCAUCCUGUGUCAUUUGCAAAGGCCUUAAGUCUGAUGGAUUGGAAUGUAUCCAAUAUUCACCCUACUCAGAGUAGACCCAUUGAAACGAAUGGCUGUGACUGAGCUUAGCUCUGUCCAUUUCAUAUGGAUAUCACCUGACAAUCUCUCUUGCAGACUUUGCAAGUUCAAGGUGACUUAUUCCAAGAAGAGAUCUGGAGCCUAUUAUUUCUAAUCUCCACCUCCUCGCCUUUCUCUCUCUGCCGGCUCCUCCUGAGCCAAUCAGGGAGCUUCCAGGGCUGGGUUUGAGGGGCUCCUCCCUCCCAAAGUGCAAAAUUACACCUCUCUUUCCUAAGCCUCACUCUGUAAACAGCAGAGCCCUUUGCUUUCAUGUGUGCAGCGAUUAAAAAGGGGGAAAGGAAAAACAGAGGAGGAUUGUCGCUUACUCAGCAAAAGCUGGUUUAGAAAAUGUGGCCAGCUUCCAGAUUGCUGGGUGCAUUUGCAUCGAUGUGACUGAAGGGCUUCACUGAGCCUUCUCUCGCCUGCACAGCCAGGAGGUGCCCGGUAUUGACAUCUAAAAUUGCAGCAGGCUCCACAGUCCUGUAAGUUGCCGGCUGUUUGAAUUUGGGGGUGAGGGUGGUGGUUUCUUUUUUCCCCCUUUCCCAGAUUUUCUUUCUGUUUUGCUUCCUCCAACUUCAUGGUUCCGAGUUUGCUCCUUAGAACUGACAGUUGGCACAGGGACUCGCCUUCUGGACCCCUCUGCUGGUGGCUAAUUUUUUUGCAGGAAUAAAAAAAGUGCAGGGCCUGUCUGUGAUGAAGGGAUGAAUGAAUGAUGCAAUCCUGAACAGGCAAAGCAUCAGCAUCUGUCCUGAUGCAUGCAGGAUGUUCAGGAUGCCUCGCUGUGGGGUUCCUCUUUUCCUCUGAGGAAGGAUGGGUCAGAGAGAAGCUAAAUUCAAACUAUCAACAGUACUGGUUAGAAACAAACAGAAAUUUCAACUUCCAUAUAAAUUGUCUGAGGAUAGCAGGUAGAUCCUGAUUCUUAAUACUUAAGAACAGCUGGAUCAGACAAAAAGUCCCAUCUAGUCGAAUAGUGUCUAGCCAGACAAUCUUUCCAGGAAGCCCUCAAGAAGCGAUGGCGAUUCCAGUGAUUUGGCUGUCAGAGGUAUGCACUUUCUGACCAUGGAGGUUCUCUGAGUCAACUUUUGCCAACUUGGUGGCAUCCAGCUGUUUUGAACUACAACUCCCAUCAGCCCCAGCCAGCAUUCUGGCUGGGGUUGAUGGAAAUGUAGUCCAAAAUAGCUGGAUGCCCCCAAGUUGGCAAAUACUACAUUAAGCUAUUGUCACUAAAAGUUCUGUUAUCUUUUGUUUUCCAUUGAUUUUUCCCUAUCAUCUUUAAUUUUUAAAAGCUACACACAGUGCAUUCCUAACCAUCCUACUCAGAAGUAAGUCCCAACGAAUCCUGUGGGGCUUACUCCCAACAGGUAAGUAGGGUUAGGACCACAACCUUAAGCUACUUAGUUAAUUGCACACUGAGUGAAGAAAGCAGUUCAGGUCUUUUACCUACAAGAGUGAGUGCAUUAAAAGCCGAUCUGAGUGAGGUCAUCCGUGCCAGAGAGAAAACACAAGCUAAUGUGGAGGGGAGGCUUUUUAAAAGGAAGACUAUUCUUCUGGAAGAAUAAAUUAUGUAAGAGCCCUCCCAUUUCCCAAGGCUGCAAUCCUGUACUCAGUUAUGUAUGCACACAGAAGGGCCCUCUUGUUCCAGCGGGAAGCAUAUGAUGUAACUUGGUGUAGGAUUGCAACAUCUGUUUGUAUAUGCUCUCUUCUCACUGAACUGUUUGCCCUUCUCAGCCUUUCAGCACUAAGGACAAUGCCCCAGACUGGUCAGCAGUUCAGUGAGGGCAUAGAAAGUGUGGGGCAGGGGAGAUAUGGACACCCAGCAAACUGGGAUUCAUAAGUAGACCACGGAAUCACCCUGAUUACAGGAAGCCUCUCCCAGAUCCUUCUAAUUCCAAGCUUUCUGCAUACCAGGACCUACUUGCAUACAGGCUAUUUUAUGCCUCCACCAGGCCUAGAAACUUGGAGGUUUUCUUUUUAAAUCUAAAGUUCUCAGGAAGCUGGGUUUCUUCCAGGGGCAGACACCAAAUGCCGCACAGAAAGCUUGCAGCCUGGCUGGAAUCAGAUUUUAUGACUAGCAUGGUAUGACUUGUUUUCUGAAGAUAGAAAAGGGGGAAAUGAACACUUCUCAUGCAAUCUGUCAAAUGCAAAUCAUAAAUUGAAGUGUGCUGUAAUUACUGGUUCACUUCAGAAGCUAUUGUUGUUGUUGCUUUUUACCCAAGAUCUGGUCCCAAAGUGGUUUAUUUAUUAAAAUUAUUGUGUUCUUGUCCUGCUUGUGGGCUUCCCUUGAGGAAUCUGGCUGGUCCUUGUGGAAACCGGAUGCUGAGCUCACCCUUCCCAAACACCCUAUGCCAGAACAAGCAAACAAACAAAGCAAUCCAAUUCAUUCUCACUUCCCCCAUUCUGUUUUCUUCUUUCAUCCACACCCCUAGCAGACCAGGAAUGGGACCAUCACCUUGCUGCAACUACGUAGGUUUGGGUCUGGCCAGUAUCUUUGUGGGAGACGGCUUAGGAACCGCAUGUUGACCACCUUGGAUUUAUGACAGAAGAAAAGUGGGAUAUAAAUGUACAGAAAUAAACGAAAAUAUAGUGAAACCACAUAGCAAGAGGUGGUGACGCCCACUAGCUUGAAUGGAUUUAAAAGAAGGUUAGACAAAGGGUUCGUCCACGCUUCUGCUUGUUCCAUGCCUAGAAAGCAAGGGUCUACGAGGUUUUCUGUUUGCCCCACUGCUUGCCCCAGGAAAACCCACCCUUUACUGCUGGAUCAGAGCAAACGUCAAUCCGCAGAGAACCUGACUGAUGUUUGUUCCGAUUCAGUGGUAAGGAUCAGGUUUUCCGGGGGGGGGGGAGUGGUGAGAUGAGCAGGUGUGGACGAGCCCCAAAACAGAGCAGGAUAAGGCUAGCAAUGGCUACUAGCCACAAUGGCUACGUCCUACCUCUGAAUGCCAGCGAGACUGAUGGGAGUUGCAGUCCAAAACACCGGGGGAGGUGGCAGGUUUGUGAAGUCUGUCCUAAGGUCCUUUCUACGAAGGCAUAGAUAAUAAUAGUGAUGCAAAGCGCUGACCCCAAACCACAUCUUUUUAUUACUGUGUUAAUAAUAAUGCUUCUUAUUUCUACAAAUCACAGCCUGUGACUUUUUGUAACAUCUCUGUGUGCCCCGUGAAAUCCUGAUCCUGCCCAACUCAGGGAGACACCAAACUAAAUGCAACCCACAAUCCAUGGAUCAUGGCCAUUGAAGCGGUUGGCAGUUUUCCUCUUAUCAUAAUCCCAGGCAGCCAGCAAAAAUUGGGAGGGGAUUAUCAUGGUCCUGGUUGGCCAUUGGACAUGGCUGUAGGAGCAGCAUAUAGUUCGGUGGGUUGCGUUGGCUCUUGCUAUUGCCUGCAAGCUCCUACUUUUUCCAUAUACCGUUAGCUGAGUUGCUUUUGAUGCCACAGAAUACUCCUACACAUCCAGAGUUCUCAAGGGAAAGAUCUGAGCCGAAGGGUGUUGACAGUGCAGUUGCUGUGAAGGAAGUUUAGGGAAAGGACCAUUUGGAUAGGAGAGGAAAAAAUCCAACAGGACUUAGGGGUAGGAGGGGCUGGCUGCUGUUGAUAGAAAGGAAGGUUUGGGGAUGGAUGAGCAGGAAGUGAAGGAAAAGAAAGUCCAAAAGAAUUGCAGGGAAACUACAAUUGGAUUCAUUUGCAUAUUGGUCAUAUGCAACCAUGUCUAAAGGUCAAUAUGAAAUACAGUUCAUGAAACUGCAUUAUCUGCGUACGCUUUGAAGCCAGGUGUGCAUUUCUAAAAUGAGAAGAGCCUUGCUUGUAAAUUUCCUGAAGCCAUAGCCUCCACUUUGCAAAAUCUCAAAAGUUUUUUGUAUACACCAGCUAGGGCUGAUGGGAGUUGUAGUCUAACAGUAUCUGGAAGACACCAGGUUGAUGUUAACCCUCAAUGUCCAUGUUUGGAAAAAUGAAAAAUCCAGACUCAUGGUUCUGACUGAGCAGCAGGACCUGUUAAGUCUCCAUAAGCUUCUCAACUUUUGCAAGAAGGAUUGGCUUGUUGAAGAAGGUCCUCUUGCAAUAUGUUUGGGGCCAACGUCACUUUCUGGCAACCUCAUCCUUGCCUUGCAUCAUACGGUCCUGUUGCAACCUAGCCUUGGACGGUGGGCGUUACAUCAUGAUUUGAGGACAUUAUGACGCAGAUGCCUUGGCACUGCCCUCCAGGGUCGCUCUUUCAAAACUGGCAGCCCAGCACAGAGCUCUGGGUUCUGGUUGGAUGUUCAGCCUUCCUUAGGGCCUGGAAAAAACCUCAGGUAGCUGGGCCUGUUCCAAAGAUGUCAACACGUGCCUUGCUCACUCCAUUGUGCAAUGAUGCGUCACAGUGCAAGGUGUCCCAGCCCUGCCCCAAAGUCAAAGCUCCCUCCUCCCGCCCCACUACAGCUCUGCCUGGCUCAGAACCAACAGGCAAGUCAAGGCUGCAAAGCAGGCUGAGGCCUACCAGGACAGAGUCUGUCUGUAUCCAUACCACAACAAAUGUAAACCUCCUUUGUUCAUAGCUGCACCCUACCCAGGAAACCCUGAGAACUGCAGUGCACAUCUGGAGGGCAGAGUAGCACCCUCCAGAUGCUGCAGAAUCACAACUCCCAUCAUCACCCCUGUCUGUCAGCUGUGUUGUCUGCCGGGGCUGAUGGGAGUUGUGGUCCAACAACCACCAUGUUGCUUGCCCCUGUAUAGAAUUCUCAAGACCGAAAUGAUGCUUCAAAAUAUUCUUUGGACUUAGCUGUGGCAAUAAAAGUGGUGUGACAGCCAGUUCCUAGUCUGUUGUAGUGGUAACCGUUGUAUCAGGGUAUCAUCAAGGGGCAAUACAAGGGAACUGGAAGCCUCUGUCAGCCUUUCUCAAGCUUAGGGCCCCAUAUGUUGUUGGGCUACAACUCCAUCCCUGGCUACGAGGAUCAGGGGUCAGGGAGUUGUAGUCCAACAAUAUCUGGGGACCCCAGUUUGAGAAAGGCUGCUCUAGGUACAUGGGUAGUCGGCGUGGGGCCCUCCAUAAGUUGUUGGGCUACAACUGACAUCACCCCUGACCAUUGGGAAAUGGAGUCCAACAAUAUUUGGAGGGAAUCAUAUUGGCUACCCCUACUCUUAAGAAUAUUCCCCAGGCAAAUGUCAUCCCUGGGGGACUUAGUGUGGAGGGCUGUCCCGCCUUCAUCCCUGGGGUGUUUAUAUAGAAGGGGGAGAUACCUGAUUUAGUUCACAUUUAAAAGUGAAUGUACCUAAUUUGCAGGGACGCGGGUGGCGCUGUGGGUAAAACCUCAGUGCCUAGGGCUUGCCGAUCGCAUGGUCGGCGGUUCGAAUCCCCGCAGCGGGGUGAGCUCCCGUCUUUCGGUCCCAGCUCCUGCCCACCUAGCAGUUCGAAAGCACCCUUAAGUGCAAGUAGAUAAAUAGGUACCGCUUUAUAGCGGGAAGGUAAACGGCGUUUCCGUGUGCUGCGCUGGUGCUGGCUCGCCAGAGCAGCUUCGUCACGCUGGCCACAUGACCCGGAAGUGUCUCCGAACAGCGCUGGCCCCAGGCCUCUUAAGUGAGAUGGGCGCACAACCCUAGAGUCGGACACAACUGGCCCGUACGGGCAGGGGUACCUUUACCUUUACUUAAUUUGCACUUUCUGAAACAAAAUGUGAACCAAUGCACAGCCAUGUUUUACAAUUCACACUUUCCAAAAUAUUGCAAUGCAGUUUUCCAGUCAAGUAAUGUGUACAAAAAUACAUGUACUGGAGUAAAGUAUACAUAUAAGUGCAUAUAUUAGUGGAAAUAACAUUUUUACAGUAUUUUAUAAGGGGAAUUGUUCUGCAAAAAUGUGCUUUCUUUGGGCAUCCUUUGUGGCACCAAGGUGUGUCUGGCACCUUCGCUAUACAGCUUUCAUCCUAUGCUGAAGACGCACCUCUUCACCCUGUCCUUAGACAACUGAUAUAAAUUUAAGAUCCACUCUAUUUAUGACUGUAAUUUAUUUUUAAGCUGUUUUUACGUUGUUGUGAUUAUUUGAUGAAAGCAUUUGCACUGUGAUUGCAGGGGGUUUGGAUGGCAGUGAAGACAGGAGAGGAGGCAGCCAGCACUGGAGUGAAUAGCAUUCUCUUCCAAGAGGUUCACUAAAUGCCAAAAUCUCUUAUUUGACUCUUUACGUCAGUGAAGGCAGCAGCUCCCGGAAGGGUUAACUCAGCCAGGGAGCCAACCUUGACUGAUUGCCCACUCCUGCGCUGCCCCCAUGGCCAGCAAAUCAGCAGCCACUUCCGCCCCCCUUUACUGCCACCCACUCCCUCUCAAAAAGGAGUCACACGGCUUGCUUCUCCCUCUCUACACCAAGCUACCAGCCCCACAGGACCCUCUUCCAAGAUGGCUCAACACAGGGUUCAGUGUGCCGAUAUCCAGAACGACCUCAUCUUCCUCUCCCACAACAGGAAACCCAUCAAAAGGAUGUCCUCUCUUAUGGAGCUGAAGGAAGUCUUCCAAAACGCUGAUGCUGUCUGCUUUGAUGUGGACAGUACAGUCAUCAAAGAGGAAGGCAUUGACGAGCUGGCGAAAUUCUGCGGCGUCGGAGACGCAGUGGCCGAAAUGUACGUAAGGCUGUCUCUCAUUUGCUUCUGCAGAGAUCUGUCCCCUCCCUUCCCAAGGGGCAAAGGCAUUGAGCUCCAUCCCCGACCCGGAUCCUGCCAUACCUGAUACCAGCUGGCUGUUGGGGAAGCCUUUUUUGUAAGCAGGCUAGUGAGAAUUUGUAAAGGCAAGUCUUUGGGGUGGGGGACCUAAAUGCAAGAAUGAACAUUUGGGGGAUGCUGCUGAGAAGUGGCUCAGAGACACCUCUGGGCCUGGCCUCUAUGGCAUCCUUUUAGGACAGGAGCCUCUUGUGGGGGGGGGGCAAGCUCUGAGGCUGAGCAUGGACCAAUACUGGCAAACCUUGUUACCAUGCAUUAGGCAGAAAAAGCAGCCAAUCCUUGCAUGUUUGUGUAAGGUGUAAUGAAGUUGCUUUAAAAACUUGCCCCUUUUUUGCACUUAGACUCUGACUUCUAUGUGUUGUGAGGCUCUACAGUGGUUUCCCAUCUACAUUCUGGACCAAGUCCAUACCUCCUUAGCUCUGUCACAAGGUUAUGUGAGCAGAGAGCACUUACCAACUUCCUUUCCCUGGCAUACUGAACGAGCAAGCAACCAUCCUUCUUUCCCAACCAAUCAGGAAUCUUCUCUCCAACCUGAAAAACUUGUCUGCCUGUGGUUCAGUCUGAAACUCCUGGCAGGCCUGAGGUUGGUUUAGCUCAACCCUCCAGAUGUUUUGGGCUACACUUCCCAUCAGUCCCAGCUAACAUAGGAGGUGUCAUCCAAAACAUCAGGAUGGCAUAAAGGUUUGGGAUGGCAGGCUUAGUGGAGCCAUUCUGUACGGUGACCCCAAACCAUAGGAAACACCACUAGAUCAUGUGCUUCCACACAUUUUAGAGUUUCACAGAACUCAUCAGGCAGAAUGGAAUUCAGCAUUUCCUGAUUCACUUGGGAUCCAGCUGGCUAAAUCUUCACCCCGCACAGCAGCCCCUAGGAACCCACCUUGAUUUCUCCAUCUGGGACUGAUAGGAGUUGCCAUCCAAAUCAUCUGAAGUGUUUAAGGCUGAUUUGGGCACUAUAGCUGCAGAUUGAUGCUGUCGCUCCCUCCUCCUCUAUCAAUUUAAUCCUCUUUUAAGGCCAUCUAACGGUCAAAAUGACCGUGCCAUUAAUGGGCUACAUGUGUAGUUUUAAACAUGUAAAUAGCAGCAGCAGAGGAUCAUGACUGAGACUGCAGUAAACACAGAUGGGUUUUUUUAAAGGGGGGCAGGGAGGAGCAGCUCCCCCCCAAUACAUAAAAAUACAUAGCUAACUGAGGUUCUGCCCCCCCCCAAAAAAAUACUGGCUAUGCCCACGAAGGUGGGCAGCCCUUGAUCUGAUCCAGCGGCCAUUCUCUUAAAUGAGGAAGUGAAGCAGACUUCAUUUUACCUUGACAUAGCAUAACUGCUUGUGUAUGUAAAGCAAACACACACACAGCUGGAUGGCUUUAUUUUUGCCCUUAAAAAGCCUGGUCUGUAUUUCUCUGAUUUCUCUGAAUCUCAAUUUAGGACUCGAAGAGCGAUGGGUGGCACUGUAACGUUCAAGGCUGCUUUGACUGCCCGGCUAGGCCUCAUCCGCCCCUCCUAUGAACAAGUGCAGAAAUUGAUAUCGGAGCAUCCGCCCCAGUUAACACCGGGAAUAAGGUAAGAGGCAUUCUGAGCAGUUGGACUCCAUGUCCAUCCAUGGAGACGUCUUCCACAUUAUCUCCUCCUCAUGGGUUAUGAUUCCUGAAGAAUUGGCUGUAGCGACAUUUGAAGCGGGUAGGGAGGAUCAAAGACCUACUGUACAAUUACAAAUUCCACCGUCUUAACCAGGCAAAAAGAGGCUGGAAGGCGUCCUGUUCAGUGGAGGAAACCUGUAUCUGUCUUUCUCUUUCCCAACACUGUUUGGGACACACUUGUGAGAGAAAGGAGCCACUGAACUGCAUCAGGGAUUCCUCACCUUGUAGUGAGACCCCUCUGCAAGAAACAAUUGUGAAAACUAACAAAAGGGAGAACGUGUGGUUCCAUUCUCCUGGCAUCUAAUGCCCCCUUUGUUUGCUCCAGUUAGCUUUCAGCAGCAGAUGCUCCCCAGUCAAUUGCACCCCAGUCCUUAUGGGUCCCCGAGAAAAGCCUGACAAUGUAGAAUUGGAAGGAACAAAAUGGGGGGGAGGGGAGUCAUUCAGCUCCCUGCGUGUAAGCAAGACUCUUCUUCACUCACCAACAUCCUAUCUAAAAUGGCUCAGCAUAGAGGAAGACCUGUGAGGAAGUCCAUGGCCACUUACUUUCCUGGGCCAUUCAUUUAUUUGACGCCUGUUACUGAGCCUGGAAGCCUUUCUUGCACUGUGCUGCAGCUGUGUGUGAAGGGGGUGGAGGCAGGGCAGAAGGCAAAAGAGAAGCAUCUUAAUGAAUCCUUGGUCACCCUCUCCUGUUCCUCACAGGGAACUAGUCAACCGGCUCCACCAGCGAGGUGUCCAGGUCUUCUUAAUCUCCGGGGGGUUUCAGAGCAUCGUGGAACACGUGGCUUUGCAGCUCAACAUCCCAACAGCAAACGUCUUUGCCAACAGGUUGAAGUUCUACUUCAAUGGUAAGCUUUACCAGGCAGGCUGAGUGCAGGGCUCUCUACUGGGCCCUUGGACUCUCCCCCUUGCUGCUUUGCACUCUUAAGUGUUUUCUACCUUGCUGGAAUGUGUCCUUGAACUCUGUAUGCACAGCAAUAUCAAAACAUCUGAAAGCAAUUCAACUGAUGCUUUUAUGUUGAUGCAGGUGCCCUGAUGUUUUGUGAGAGGGCAGUAUAUAAAUACUUUUAUAAAAAAGAUAAGAUUAAAUAAUGCUUCCUGCUUGCCUGGACGGAGGAUAGUAAGUGGUGCAGGAAUGAGUACAGAAACUAGUUUACAGUACUGUAUAAAUUUAAAUUCACUACCCUGCCCUGUUUUUUGCCUCUGACCUGUGGUUCCCAGAAUAUUGCCUGGAAGGGACUGUGUGUCUCUUGGCCCAAAAAAGCUUCCCAGAUUGAAAAGAAGCAAAGUGUCACCAAUGACCUGCUGCUUCUGAUAAGCCCCCCGUUUGCCCAGCUGCUUUGGAAAGAACUGUUCCUUCCCAUGGUUAAGCUUUAACUCUCAGAUGCACUGGCACAGAGGAGGGUCAAGAAGUUCAGCUCUGAGAGAGUCAGCACAUUGAGAGACGGGUCUCUUAUCCACCAAGUGGGUUGUGCAGCUUGAUAAAUCAGCUCUUCAAGGUGAAAGAUUUUGUCAGCUAACGAUAGCACAGCUUUGCAGCCAAACUCAACUUUCAGGGUUGCCAGGAUAAAUAGGGUCGCUCAAGGGACACGUCUGAAGCUAAGCUUUGGCAGAAUUCCUCAGGAUUGCCCACUGGAGGAAAAAGAUGGGUGGAUCUCUUACUAUAUGAAUGGUUUUUAGGUUGCUGGCUUUGGUGAAAGCCCUCUAUCAACAAGAUCCAAAUAAGGUUAUUUGGACAUGACAUUGCCCCUUCCUUCACAGCAUGUAGAAGGUCCACUCUGGAAGAUUUAUUUGAAUGUGGAAUAUCCUUUACCAUGAAUCUUGAUGGGACUGAGAGUGUGGGAGCCAAAGGGUGUGUGUGUGUGUGGAAAUAGUAGUUCCCCAAAUUGCCCUUAUGGAGCUAUAAAGCCAAAAUACCCUACACUGGUGUCAGCAAGGAAGGUUUCCACAUCAGAGGGUACAUCUCCCAGAUAUUGGAAAUUCUGUGAAUUGCCCUGAGAUGGAAGGGCAGUAUAUAAAUCUAAUAAAUAAAAAUACAUAAACUAAAAAACAAACCCUUAGACUGAAGACGGUCAAUGCAGUACUCUCCUGGUGUUGUUGGACUACAAUUCCCAUCCUCCUUGGUCAUUGGCCAUGCUGAGUUUCAGGGUCCUAACAACAUCUGAAGGGCCACAGAUAUCCCCCAUCCUUGCUCUAACUUGUGGCAGGGUGGAAGAUCUGUGUACAUACACAAACAGGCAGAGAGAGAGAAGAUUCUGCUUUGCAAUAGAAUCCAUCUCCUAACCAGGACCGUGGAUCACUCUGCAAAAAUUCCUUCUGAUACACUGAACUGUCGCCCUCCCUCCUUCCAGAAUAGGGAGGGGAACCUGUGGCCCUCCAGAUGUUCCACCCCCAUCAUUCCUGACCACGUUGGCUAUGGCUGUUGGGAGUCGGAUUUCAGCAUCAUCUGGAGGGCACCAGGUUCCCCACCCUUGCCCUCCAGGGAUCCCCCCCCUCUCUUUUGCCUUCAAACAUUGACUUUCCUUGUGAUUCUCUAUGACUGACUUUCUCUCUGAUGUGCCUCUAGGAGAAUACGCCGGUUUUGAUGAGACGCAGCCAACUGCUGAGUCGGGUGGCAAAGGACAAGUCAUUAGUUACCUGAAGGAGCAGUUUCAGUUUAAGAAGGUGGUGAUGAUUGGAGAUGGAGCAACAGAUAUGGAAGCCUGCCCACCUGCAGUGAGUAGUGACUGUGGGGUGAUGGCAUUUGCCUUCUACCCCUUCCUCCGCUCAGCCCAGGGCUGCUUACUUGGGUUCUUCCAGCUAUUCUGUGGGGCAGGUUAAGCAGAGAAAAAGGGAGAGAGAGGCUGUCAAAAGAAAGACCACAGCUUAGUCAUCGAGCACCAGCUUUGCAUGCAGAAGGUGCUCCCAGGUAUGUCUCCAGUCUGAAACCUUGGUGAGCUGCCACCAGUCUGCUCUCUAGUAGUCUGACUCAGUAAAAGGUAGCUAAUGUUCCUAUGUUCAAAGGAUACCCUGUGAAUGAUGCUGUUGGAUAUGGAUUUGAAGCCAGGACUCCAAAUUCAACAGCUUACCCAAUAGUGAAUGGACCUCACUGGCUCAUAGGAGUUAGCUCAGAGUUGACUUCUGUAUGGUUGAUUCUUUCUGGCAUCAGAAUGCCCAGAAUUUGUGCAGAUCCACAAGGUUACCUUUCUGCAACCACAAGAAGGCCACCCAGCCUAGUCUCCUGGGAGGCAGAAUCACCUACCCAACCAGCCUCUCUGCCCAAACCAGUCUACUUUGUGAUUCAAAUUUCAAGCAACGUAGACGAGUCACAUAGCACGUCAUUGCAAGGCACCCACUCUACAGUUGCAGCCAGCCUGCCCUAAGGAACAGGAUCCUGAACUGGCUGGGCCUUUGGUCUGAUCUAAGCUACAGAGCUGUUCUGAUGUCCUUGUGAUAAAGAGCUCGUAUGGCAACGAGUCAGACCCUAAGCCUAAGCAAAACCAAUCUGUCACAUGUUCCUAAAGAAAAAUGGCACCUCUCCACUCCCCCAGCAUCUGGUUGCUGGAUGUGGCAACCCCAAAAGAAGCAAGGGGAUAGCAGGUAAAAAAUCAGGAGCGUUAAAACCCCCCACAAAAGUCUGCAUGUCUUCCAUAAGAACCAGACAAACGCUUGCUCCAGGUUAAUGAUUUCAGCUGCCUGUUAAUGAUUGUUUUGGAAUCUACCAGGGGAGGCGAAUCAGAUCCAAAUUAAUAGGUCAAGGCAGGCAGCCAAUGCAUCAAGAACUGGCAUCAAGGAGCACGACCAUGGCUGUUGCCCUGUGUUGCAAAGGCGUUUUCUAGCAAAAACCUAUUCAUCACAUCACAUGAUUGAUUAAAAAAAGGAGGGUGAUACUGUUGGCAGCAGCUUCUGAUUCAGAUUAUGCUGAGCCAGGAAAAGGUCACUUACCAAACCCAGCCAGGUUUCUGCAAGGAUUUGCAGGGAAUCUGCUUGGUUGUUAAUAAGAUGAAUUAGCUGAUUAGUUGGUUCUCUCUGAAUAGUCCAGCUGGGGCUGAUGGGGGUUGUAGUCCAAAAGCUCUGGAGGGCACCAGGUUGGGGAAGGUUGGGUUAGUCCACAUUCCCCAUCUGCCCUUACCCAUUGAUGCCUAAGCAGCUGCCUGCAACUGUUCUGCUUCCCCCAGGGUCUGACUUCAUCUCAUGUACUGCCAGGGGAUGGAGGAUGCCUUUCCACUCCAUCUCGCAUCCGCUUUCAUCCUUGACAAGAAAUCCUAGAAUAGCAGAGUUGGAAGGGACCCUGAGGGUUAUCUGUUCCAAAGCCCUGCAGUGCGGGAAUCUCAACUGAAGCAUCCAUGACAGAUGGCCAUCUAACCUCUCCAAUGGAGGAGAAAUCCCAAUAGUCCUCUGCAUUUUCUGAAAUGGAGACAUAACCAGCCCAUCUCUUCUUUUUUUAUGUUUCCCCAGGACUGUUUCAUUGGCUUUGGAGGCAAUGUUGUGCGGAAACAGGUCAAGGAGAAAGCCAAGUGGUACAUCACCCAUUUUGACGAACUGCUGAAAGAACUAGAGGAACGAUAAAUUAUGAACUAGGCUUAUUUUAUUAACACGUAUUGUAGCUAGAUGUAUAACUAUGCAAUUAAACAUAUUCUUAUUGUUGUUUGCAAACAGAGGC
Messenger RNA from Podarcis lilfordi (Lilford's wall lizard), 13219 nucleotides. The record is from the annotation of a GenBank genome assembly. NCBI's taxonomy places the organism in Eukaryota, Metazoa, Chordata, Lepidosauria, Squamata, Lacertidae.